Molecule: messenger RNA, 309 nt
Organism: Clunio marinus
Lineage: Eukaryota; Metazoa; Arthropoda; Insecta; Diptera; Chironomidae
Source: the annotation of a GenBank genome assembly
AUGCAAAAUAGUCAACCAUUAGCUAGUUACAAACCAUUAUAUUUUUGGACUCAAAUGCCAAAUGAUGUUCAUUAUUCAUCAUCAUGUUGUGCAUUCGUAUUGUUCAUGUACCAUCUCAUGCACAUUCGAUGGAAAGUGGCGAAUCUAGGAGAACUUAAAAUUAUGCAAUACAAUGAAUGUCCCCUCAAUAAAACUCUGAAGCAACAUCAGUCAUUAAUUUCCACGAAAGAUUUUCAUUUAAUGGAGCUCCCGAAAAAACCUUUUCUUACAAAUUUAUCACCACCCCGAGAGGGUCCAGGAAAGGAUUGA